AUGUUCUGCCGGUGCAGACGGAAGGUGGCGUCAGUGGGUUCGUCGGAGACGCGCCUACAUAUCAACGCACCGAUUUGCCAUUUUCCGGACACUGCGGGCGGAUGUGUUUGGAUCAGAUCGGCAGACUACAGAGCGCAGCUGGGCAGGUGGUGGGUCGGGUCAGCCACCGCGCCAUCGCAGAAGCAGUCAAGGCAAUCGAGAGGGGGAGGCGAAAGGAACGAAGGCGCGGAGAGAUACUUUGCAGGGAUAGCAGAAAGCAUGGCUCUUCGGUUGGCCGCGGAGAGAUGCUGUGUGGGGAAGACCGCCACCCGGUCCUUUGCUACCGCCGCCUCUAAGGCGACCGCCGCUUCCGCGAGCCACGACCCGCCGCUGAAGCUUUACGGCAUCCCCGCCCGUUACGCGAACGCCACCUACUCGGCGGCGUCCAAGGCUGGGGAGCUUGAGAUCGUGCAAAGAGACCUGGACGCCUUUCAGCACAUCAUCCGCAACAACGCCAACUUCAAGGCGUACCUGACCAACCCCACGGUGUCGCGGAGCGCGAAGGUGGAGAUGGUUGACAAGGCCUUCGACGCCAAGUCCAAGACCUCCUCCGUGACGAAGAACCUGCUUCUGGCCAUGGCGGGGAACGCCAGGCUGGCGGACGCCGAAAAGGUGAUCGACGCGUACACCCGCAUGCUGAAGGCAAAGAAGGGGGAGAUCGAUGCCAUCGUCACUACCGCGGAGCCCCUUACCCCCCAGCAGGAGAAGGCCCUGGCGGCCGGCCUCAAGGCGCAGAUCGGCGCGAACGAGACCAUCGUCCUCAAGACGGAGGUCAACCCGGCGCUGGUGGGAGGCUUGACGGUGCAGAUCGGGGACAAGUUCAUGGACCUCUCGAUUUCGAGCAAGAUCGCGUCCAUGAAGACUCUCAUGCAAGACUCGGUCGCGAGCUAAAAGGGUCAGAAUAGGUGGAGGCAUCGGCAAGGCGCUAUUUUUUUUGGAAAUUAGGACUGCUGUGAAUGUGCUCUUCUGGGAAGCAAGGCGGGGCGGGCGGAAAAUAUCGGCGUCUGUUGGCAUGCUGAACUUCGUACGGUACCUCAUGCGGAUGACACAGUUCCAGGCUACCCAAGGCUGAUGUUACUACAAUGUAUCUUGCCCGAAUGCACCGCCGUUGGGGUGCACUGGUAGGGCAGGCCCUACCGCACGACGCUUUAAUGAUAGGAUAAGGACGAGGGCUGCGGAGGAACAAGCCGUGUACUCUUGUUCGCCAACAGCCGUGUUCCCGAUUCUUCGGUUUGGCCCAAAGAGGCUGAUGGGCGAAUACGGCAAGAGUUUUGAUUUUUUUCGUUGUCGAAAAUGGACAGAGUGAACAUGUUCUUUUUCGUUGUCGAAAAUGGAC
Messenger RNA from Ectocarpus siliculosus, 1375 nucleotides. Lineage: Eukaryota; Phaeophyceae; Ectocarpales; Ectocarpaceae. The record is from the annotation of a GenBank genome assembly.